This is a messenger RNA of Dendrobium catenatum, 1017 nucleotides long. RefSeq names its product WAT1-related protein At1g09380. The transcript has 6 exons. Gene Ontology annotation, cellular component: plasma membrane. The record is from RefSeq and is a predicted model, not a curated record. Bases 1 to 1017 code for a protein of 338 amino acids. NCBI's taxonomy places the organism in Eukaryota, Viridiplantae, Streptophyta, Magnoliopsida, Asparagales, Orchidaceae. Gene Ontology annotation, molecular function: transmembrane transporter activity.
AUGAUAUUGUUGGGUUUGUCUCUUCAAGACGUUCAGAAAACUCGAAGUGUUCAGAUUACUCGCAAAAUCCUGCUUCAAAUAUUAGUCUGCUCCACUUUCGGGGCUACGAUAAAUCAGUUAUUAUACUUCAUCGGUCUCAAGUACACGACGCCAACGAUCGCAAGUGCCCUCUCCAAUAUCCUUCCUGCCCUAACAUUUAUUAUGGCCGUUCCUUUCAGGAUUGAGACAGCAAAUAUGAAAAGAAUCCCAGGACAAGCAAAGGUGGUUGGAACAAUCUUUUGUGUUAGCGGAUCAAUGCUCAUGACCUUCUACAAUGGAGCUCUCAUCCAUAUCCCACCUUCUAGCUUACAUUGGCGAUAUGCAGAGAAUGUUGUGGAGAAAAGCACCGAAGCUUCUGGAUUCACAGGUGGAUCGUCCAACAAGGAAAUAUUUGGUGCAAUGUUAGUAGUGGGGAGCGGCAUAGCGUGGGCGAUUUGGUUCAUUAUGCAAGCAAAGCUGAGCAAAUCAUUUUCCGCACCUUAUAUGACCUCCACAAUAAUGAGUGCUAUGGCUAGUAUCGAAUGCUUUCUUAUUGGAGGUUUUAUUGAGAGAGAAUUACAUAGUUGGGCUUUGGGCUUCAACAUUCGCUUAGCUUCCGUUCUAUACAUUGGAAUUAUUUGCUCUGGAUUUGGUGUGUUGCUGAUGACAUGGGCCAUAGAGAAGCGUGGCCCGCUAUUUGUUUCCAUGUUCAGUCCACUCCAACUUAUUAUUGUGGCCGUAUUGAGCUGGGCUAUUCUGGAUGAGAAGCUUUAUGUAGGCAGUGUUUUAGGUUCAGUAAUUAUAGUUGUUGGCCUCUAUAUGGUUAUUUGGGGAAAAGCUAGAGAGUUCAAGAUGAAAGUUUCAGAUGAGGGGGCAACCACUGAAUCAGAGCUACAUAAAGGAGAAGGCAAUCAAGACAUUGAAGGGGGGCUCCCUGUCUGUCCUCCUAUUUCUAAUGCAAAUUGUGCAAAGAAGGCUUUUCAAAUUCAAGAAGUUUGA